Gallus gallus (chicken) is the source of this 12873-nucleotide messenger RNA. It is a transcript of the gene PTP4A3, whose product is annotated as protein tyrosine phosphatase 4A3. Gene Ontology annotation, biological process: endothelial cell migration; protein dephosphorylation. Bases 8054 to 8575 code for a protein of 173 amino acids. Gene Ontology annotation, molecular function: protein tyrosine/serine/threonine phosphatase activity. The transcript has 8 exons. Gene Ontology annotation, cellular component: nucleus. The record is from RefSeq and is a predicted model, not a curated record. Lineage: Eukaryota; Metazoa; Chordata; Aves; Galliformes; Phasianidae.
GCGCGCGGCUCGGGACCAGCGGGAGAAGGAGCGGCGGCGAAGCGGUACCGGCGGCGGCUGCAUGUGCGGGUGCGGAGCGGAGUGGGCGGCGCGGGGCCGAGCGGGGCGGCGCGGCCGGAGCUGGAGCCGGGCGAGCGGCAGCUCUUGCUCUCAGCUGAGAUUUACAGUGAAACCCAAAGGAUUUAACUUUCUAGCCCUGAGCAAACACAGCUUGAAGUGAUGCAAAUGCAUGACCUGACCCAAAUCUCAGGAACAGACCAGCGAGACAGCUGGGUUCAGUGAAAUUAGGAAGCUCAAGUUCUUGUAGCAGAGGGGGCAACUGGAAAAGCUCAGAUGUCUGUUUCAAAGUCCAUGCAGUCAGUCCAAGAUGUCCUGCCUCAGUCUGCUGCCCUGUCUCUGCUCCCUGGCUGCGUUCAACAUCAGUGCUGAUGGUUCAGGCGUGGGGCAGCCCCGACACUGAAAUCCUGGCUUGAAAUCCCUCUGAAUGUGUAGCAAAGCAAUCAAUCUGGAGGCGUUUCUCUCAAUAAAGGUCGAGUCGGGAACACGCAGGCGUUUCUGAGCUCCUAUGUGCCAGCACUGAGUUUGGAUGAUAGGAUGGGAGAUACCGGGUGCGACCAGAGCAUGGUUUUAAACUGUGAAUGAACUCUGAAAUAAUAGCAAAUUUGAAGCAAGCCCAUGUUUUGGGCCAGGCUGGCCGUGAAUCAGCUUUGGAAAAAAUGAAAGAUGAAACUUUCUGACUUCAGCUCAAGUUAUGAACUUAUACACUCCCAAUUAUCCGAUUAACUGGAGGCAAGCCAGAGAAAAACAUAUUUCGAGGCAGGCGUAUGGGGUGGCUUCCUGAAAGUGAACUCAUUCAAAAAGGCGUGAUUUGGAGACAAGAAGUUAUGCUUAAAAUCUGGUGUUUUAAGAACUGGGUUAAUCCUACAUGCAGUUAGCAUGCCAUGGGUUCCUGAGCUCCUCUUGAGCAUCCUCUGUCCCAUUGCUCUUUGCUAAAAUGCAUGGGAACAAUAAAACACACAAAAAAAGUUGAGAAGAUAUAUCUCUUUUUAAGCCCGUCUGGGUGAUGGCUUAAAUGAGAGCCAUUAGGGCAGCCUAAGGCCUGAUCUUGUUUUUUUCAUUGAACACUUAACAGAGUGCCUGGUUCCCCUCUAAAAUACUAAUUUCUAUUUUAAAAAUUGCUGUGUAGUCCCCAGAACUGUUUUCUGACAUAUACUCUGAUUUUAUUCAUAGUUCCUGACUUGGGGUCAAUUCUUUCUUUUGCAUAUUUUAAGGUAAAAAUUGUGUAUGUCUCUCUAAUGCAAAACUGAAAGGAAUUGGAGAAACACAUUCAAGGAGGGGGAAAUUGACUUUUGCACGCUUAGAAAGCAAAAUGUCUUCAGUAGGUUGGUUACUAGGAAAAAAUUUCUUCUCAGAAGGAGUGAUGAGGCAUUGGAACAGGCUGCCAGGGAGGUGGUAUAGUCAUUGUCCAGGGAGGUUUCCAAGAAAAGAGUAGGUUUGGCACUGAAGGACAUGGUUUGGUGGGCAUGGUGGGAUGGGUUGACAGAUGGACUGGAUGAUCUUAGUGGUCUUUUCCAAUCUCAGUUACGCUCCAUGGAUGAGAUUGGUGGGAUGGAUUUGGAAUUGGGACAAGAACAAACUUGGUGAUGGUCUCCUGUGCUUCUUUGACUGUCUUAGCUUUCGAAGAGGGACAUUGCGCACACAGCUUGGCAGCAGUUCUUCCCGUGAGCUGUCAGAAGUGCUACCAGAGAAUUUUUUGAGUUCUGUUUGUUUUAGUCAAGUGGACGGGUCAAGGAUGGGUUUUAUUGGUUCCUGGGUAUCAAAGGGAUGCACCUCUCAUACUAUCUGCUGGGAAUUGCCCCCCUCCUUGGGGCUGUGGCUGCAAGCUGGGAGGAUUGCCAGGGUGUGCUGUGGGUGAGAAGAUGGUAUCACCACACCACUGCUGGUGGCCCUGGUGUCUGUCCCCUCUCUGUGUUUCCAAUGCUGAGGGGUAUGCUUUGCAACAGGAGGGUCAUUUGAAAUAGUGUUUGGGGACCUUAGAAAAAUCAAUUUGCAAAAGCCUUGACUUGCUUUGAGUUGAGCCCAGGAGUCAAGCACAGCCUGCAUUGGCAAGAGCUGGAGAUCCAAAGUCCCCGAAGUCUUUUUGGUGUCACUGCUGGGCAGAGCAAAUGCAGCCCAUGGGUAAUGCUUGGGGGAACUCCUUUUACUGUGUUUCUAGUAAAUGCCUGCAAAGGCCUUGCUAAUGUCUGUAGAGAGGAUGUGUUCCAGCUGAUUGAGAGUGCCAUUUGCAGUAGAUUUGGAAAUGGAAUGGGGAGGGUUCUUUUCAAGCAGCUGAUAAAAUUGCUGGGGAGCGUGAGUUUCAUGUCAUGCUGGUGUCUUCAAUUAGCACUCAUUUAGCAUCCCUUGGCUGCUUGUCCCUGCCUCAUGCUGCCCACUGUGCUGUGCCAGGGUGAUUGCAGAUGGGCUGGGAUUGGCUUCAGCUGAAAAUAAUGCUUUUUUUUUAUUCCAGUCCCCAGUGUAGGAUCGAGCUCUUGGGUGCAGUUGCCCAACCAGCAAGAGCUCAUAAGAAGUUCUGGGUUCUACGGGGAUGGAGGAAAACCCCAGUUUUGCUGUCAGCUUUUCAGUGCUCUCAUGUUGAUGGGGUUGAACCAAGCUAGGAUUUCAGCUGACUUCUUGCUGGAGCAGAUGAGCCCCAUGUGCUGUAGCUAAUGGGACACCUUUGGUCUCCCCGCACCCAGGCUGGACCACGGGGACAGCCCAUCCCUGGGCUGGUUUUACUCUUAGUUCUCAUGUGCCAAAUCUGCAGGAUAAAUUUGCCAAGUAGCAAGACGUCCUUUCUGCUGGCUGCUCUAAGUACUCUAUGCACAACUCCUGUAGGGCAAAGUAAUGUGCUUUUUUUGCUGAGAUAGUUAAAAUUGUAUGGAUUUCAUCACAGGGCCAGGUAUAUUAAUAGGCAUGCCCUCAUUUAGUUGCACUGAGUUUGUAAAGGAGGAACUGAACAGCAUUAAGCGCUGGGUAUUUCUGCAUGGUCCCCAGAGAUUUUCCCAAUGUUAUAUUUUCUGUUUGCUGUAGCUGGGCUCUUUAGGAAGCAGCAGAAAAUAGAGGUGGAGAGAAAUGCAGGUGCAAUAGGGAGAAUUGGGAAGGGCUGUUUGUCCGCCCGCCUGAAACCAUCUCGUGUCCCUCUAACCCCAAAGCAGAGAAACCACUCCUCAAUGACUUCUGCUUUUCUAAGGAGGAAGGGGUGAUGGGGAUGCCCAGCCCAACCUACAACAGGGUGUGUGCCAGAAAGCACUGAGGUGAGCCUGAAAAUAAAUAUUUGCUAUUUUCAUCAUCAUGACUGAUGAAUUUACAGUCACAGCUUAAUUGAUGCAAGCCGGGGAAGCUCAUUCACUUUCAGCCUGGUUAGAGCCUGCUCCAGCACAGCAGGGGUGGCCGGGAAAUGCCACCCACGCCGAGGUGUCAAGAUGUCACUGAAACGAUGGGGAGCGGAGCAGCUUGCGUGUCUCCAGUCCAUCAAAACCUCCCCCGCGGGGCUGGGAAGGAUGUGCAGAGCACAGAUGAAAUGCAGAGUCCUGCCUGUCCCAUCCCUGCCAGAUCCGGCUGUAGGAGCUGGGGAAGGUUUCCUGCUGAGCAGGGUGGGGAAGCUUUGCAUCUCAGCCUUGAUUUAAUUUUCAGGUGAUAGAAGUGUUUGCUUCUCUGCCUGGCACGUCUGAGCAGCCAGCACGUCCAAACACUUCCCUUUCUGUAGGGAAUUUGCAUUUCCCUAUAAACAGCACCGGUUUUAUGCAAAUAUCCUAAUGAAAGAAAGCCAAAGAGUGCUUCUGAUAAAGUGUUCUUGGGCAAUUCUGGAGAAAUCAGGUGCUCACUUAUAAGCCAUGUACUGCCAUCCAUGGGCUCCUCCAGCCUUAAAAUGGCUGUGUGAUGAUCACUUCACCUCUGCGUAGUCCUAGAAGUCUGGAAAGGUGCAGUGUCCUGCUGCUGGGUUUGCUUUCCCUUGGUGCACCAUUCCUAUGGGGUGUGUGUUGUGGUUUAACACGACAGGUGCCUCAGCACCACACAGUUGUUCUCUUCCCAGUGAGAUGGGGGAGAGAAUUGGAGAAAAGAGAAGUAGAACUCAUGGGUUGAGAUAAAGCUAAUUACUAAGAAAGAUAAAAGGAAAAGGAUAAUAGUUACAGUAACGUAUAUAUAUAAAUGUAUGUAACAAGUGACACACAAGUAAUUGCUCACCAUGCCCCAGCCAAGGCUCAGCUAGCUUCCCCAGCAGCAGGAGAGAGGGUGAUGAACCCCCACCCCCUUCAAAACUCCUUCCACGUGAUGUCAUAUAGUAUGGAAUACCCCUUUGGCCAGUUUAAGUCAGCUGUCCUAAUUCUGUUCCCUCCCAGCUCCUUGGGCCCUUCGCUGAUAAAGGCUUUGGCUCAGUGCAACACUGCUUAGCAGCAACUGUAAACAUUGGUGUGUUAUCAGCAUUGUUUUUUCCCUAGAAUCAAAACACAGCAUCAUCACAGUCUGAAGAAAAAUCCAUCCCAAGUGAAACUAAGACAGUGUGGCAUCCCCGCUUGUUGCAGUGUUCACAUGAUGCUCUGUAGCAUAAAGCUUUGUUGCUGUAGGCAAAGGGUUUCUGAGCUGUAAACCUUUAAUCUCUUCUUUCCUCCCCUUCCUGCCGUUCCCUUGAAGACGUCAUACUUCUUCAGUGCUCUCCAAAAUCACCUGGACACAGUCCAUUGCAGCCAGCUGUGCAGUGCUGCACAACAUCCUCCUUGCUUUCUCUGCCUGGAUGGGAAGUUGGUGGGCAGCAGCAUCCUGUAGAGUUCCUGGUGUCUCCUAUUCAGAGCAGGCUUUUUUUGCUCAUGUGAAUCAUUUGCUGGCUUUUAUGAAGGCCAGGCUGGAUGGGGCCCUGGGCAGCCUGAUCUAGUGCUUGAUCUAGCAGUUGGCAACUGUGCCCACAGCAGGAGGGUUAAAUCUGGAUGAUGUUUCUUUUCCCUUCCAACAUGAGCCGUUCUGUGAUUCUGUGAUGAGGGUACUGCUCAAGCUGGGUGCUGCUCUUGCAGAUUUUCAACACCCCAAUGCACAUGGCUGGUUGAUGAUCUGAGAGGUUGGUUGCCCUGUCAGUGAGUGGUUAUGUCUCCAUGUGUUUGGUGAUGAAUACAUGUAGCUCAGCAAAACAUCUCCCUUCUGGAGCACCAUCUCCUUUCUCUCUCAGGCUAUUUCUUCCAAAGCAAUGCUUGAUCCUGCCUCCUCCUUCCAGUUUCAUUCCCCAUCUCCCUGGUGGAUAGGAUGUCAAGGGCAGCUGUGACUUUCAUCAUUUUGUUCCCUUUGAUCUUUUAUUUGAAAGAAAACCACCUUUAUUUGCUCUGCAAGCUCUGAUGGGUAGGGGAGGCUGGCACAGCAUCUCUCAAUGCCGGGCUUUUGCGCAAGAGUAGCUGCGGGUCAGCACAAAGCCCUGCUGGGUUUUGUCCCUGCUCAUCAGAAAACUGGCAGGUCAGAGGCACUCACAAGCCCAACUUUUGUCCCCAGAGCAUUGUCUUCGUGGCAUGUUUGCAGAGCAAUGUCCCAGGAUGACCGAGGAGCUUUUGCUGUGGCUUUUUGCUAGAGCUAAGGCUUCUGGAUGGGCUUUUCAGAGGAAACUCUUGUUAUUUGUUCUCCACAUGAUGUGGGCUUGGGGUCCCAAAGCAUAAACCACACAUCAAAAGUGGAAGGGCUGUUAAGAGGAGCAGUUUCUGCUGCGUGGUGGCAACAGUCAAGGCUGGUGAGGAUGAGGAGGAGCUAUCUCAGGGUUUUCCACGCAGCACCAUCCUUAUAGGCUGGUGGUUGCUUUGAAGAGUGCUUUGGUGCCCAGCAGGAGGGAGAGGACUCAUUGCAUUGCCAGCAGCCAGAAGCCUGUCUCAGCGCGUGUCAGCCUGCCUGGCAGCCUUUCAGUAUCUAAAGGGGUGCUAUAAGAAAGAAGGGGACAGAUUCUUGAGCAGGGGCUGUUGCGAUAAAACAAGGGGAAAUGGGCUGAAACUGAAGGAGAGAAGAUUUAAAUCGUUAAUACAAGAAGGGUGGUGAGGCACUGGAACAGGUUGCCCAGAGAGGUGGUGGAUGUUCCAUCCUUCAAGACAUUCGUGGUCAGGUUGUACAGGAGUCUGAGCAACCUGAUGGAACUGUAGGUGUCCCUGUUCAUUGCAGGGAAGUUGGACUAGAUGACCUUUAAUGGUCCCUUCCAGCACAAAGGGUUCUAUGGUUCGUGGGGAGAAACAUGUAGACCCAACCCUGGAGAACAUCCUGGAUUGCAAACAUUUGGGAGGACAGCCACCAAGAGCACGUGCUCUGGAUGAUGGAUGUAAUUUAAAGAUGGGGUAGGAACUAUGAACUGUCUCUCAACCUGGUGCCACUUGGGGCUGCUUUUCUUCAGUGUCUGACUUCUCUGAGCAGUCUGGCUUGGUGCCACCGGAGAAUCUCUCUCCAUAGAACUUAUCACAAAACACUCCAGCAGAGCAUGUUUUCCCAUGUUCCAUAUUGCCGUCCUCAACAUAUCACAGGACAGCGUGUACUUUGAACGCUGCCCGCAGAUCGAAAUCCACCUGUUGAGUAGGUUGAGUCCCCGUUUUUGUCAACAAAUGUCCAUCAAAGCCGCCGACAGCUGUUUGGCGAUGAGGUUGUGCAAGGCUCGCUGCUGAUGCAAAAAAAGAUGACCGGUGCCCUUUUGUUCAGAGCUGCUCUGCUGUCACUGGCUUGCCAAAAUGGUAAGACCAAGUGGUGAGAGCACAUACGCAACAGGGUCCCACCACUAAGUGGGGACAUGUGAAUCAUAGAGUCAUUAAGGUUGGAAAGACCACUGAGAUCAUGUAGUCCGACUGUUGACCUAUCACCACCAUGGCCAUUAAACCAUGUCCCUGAGUAUAAUAUCUCUACAUUUAUUGAACACCUCCAGGGACAGUGACUCCACCACCUCCCUGGGCAGCUUGUUGCAAUGUAUUACCACUCUUUCUGAGAAGAAAUUUUUCCUAAUAUCCAACCUGAAGCUCACCUGGAAAAACUUAAGGGCAUUACCUCUGAUUGUUCUCUGAUUCCUGCCCUUCCCCAUGGGGACAGUAGCUGCCUAUGUUUCUUAUGCUUCCCCAGUAAGGGGCAUUACUCCCCUCAUGUCUUGCCCUUCGGGCACCUGCCACAAGUAUGAAACUUGUACAAAACACUGCAAGAAACCACAAGAACAGAGGUCAGAUGUUCAGCCACGCUGGGUAUUUGGGGUUGGAGAGGCACCAGGGUUGAGGUGCUCGAGGGAGAUGGCUUGUGCCCCUGCAUGUGCUGGGGGCAGGAAUGAUGCUUCAGAUUUUAUCUUUCCACAGAUUCUUAUGGGUGAGGCAGGAAGCUUGGAAAUGUCCCAUCAUUGGAAUUUUUCUGAUUCCUGUCACCAAAAGAAAUCCCUGAAGGAGCCUCGCUUUCCACCGGGAUUUAUGGAGGUGCUGAGAAGCAGCUUUGAGCUCUGCAGCCCCCGGACACCUCGCCUCGCCCGGCAUCCCGACCUUCGGAUUUAACCAUUCAAGGCUCCCGUGCAUGGAUUGCCCGAGCCAGGCACCGCUGCCGGCCGCCGCCGCCCCGUAGGCUCCCGGCCCCCCUUGCCACCCCCAAGUACUCCACAUACCCCGAUGGGGUAACGUGACGGGGCCACCACCGUGCCACCACCAUCCCCAUAUGCAGAGGCCUUUCUAGAGCGCAGCACCGGAGGCGACAGCCGCUCGCCAUUGCACACGCCGAGGACACCGACACUACAACAAAGGGAUUUUUUUUCUUUUUUUUUUUUUUGUAAUUAUUAUUAUUAUUAUUAUCAUUAAUAUUAUUAUUACUGUUUGGCUUUCAACCCGGGGGCUUGCGGUGUGUCGAGGAAGCCAGCGCGCUCCCAGGAGCUGGGAUUAUUUGCACAACGUUUGUACAUUGAGUUCUCCAUUCUCUUCUGUUAUUUUUUUUUUUUUUAAGUGCAGAGAGGGGUGUUGGUUUUUGUUUUCCCCUCUGCAGCACUUUUUUCUUGGGUUUUCCCAUCAUCAGCAUCACCUCAGCAUCAUCCUUCUCUUGUCCCACCAUGGCCCGGAUGAACCGCCCUGCGCCGGUGGAGGUCUGCUACAAAAACAUGAGGUUCCUCAUCACCCACAACCCCACCAAUGCCACGCUGAGCACCUUCUUGGAGGAUCUGAAGAAGUAUGGUGCCACCACAGUUGUGCGAGUGUGCGAAGUGACCUACGACAAGACCCCCCUGGAGAAGGAUGGCAUCACUGUCAUGGAUUGGCCAUUUGAUGAUGGAGCACCACCUCCCAGCAAGAUAGUGGAAGAUUGGCUCAACUUACUGAAGACAAAGUUCUGCGAAGACCCCGGCUGCUGCGUGGCCGUGCACUGUGUGGCCGGAUUGGGGCGUGCUCCCGUCCUCGUUGCCCUGGCUUUGAUUGAGAGUGGGAUGAAGUAUGAAGACGCCAUCCAGUUCAUCAGACAGAAGCGCAGAGGAGCCAUCAACAGCAAGCAGCUGACAUACUUGGAGAAAUACCGACCAAAGCAGAGACUCCGGUUUAAGGACCCUCAUAACCACAAGAACAAAUGCUGCAUCAUGUAACCUCAAUGACCUCUUGCCAAAAUUUGUGCACACAGACACCCGGGCACUCGCACAUAUCUCCCCUGUCUCUUCCCAGCCCCGUGCACCCCCACGCACUGCCCCGUUCGUGGACCCCACUGCUGGGGGCUGGGGAGACGGGGGGGGACACGGAGCACCGCCAAUGUGUCCCGGCACCUGGAGCGCACUUGCCUUGCUGAAUCCCCAGGAAAGGAUGCUCAGUCCAGCUGCAGCCCCAAAGAGGGAAGGCAGUGCUGCCCUUUGACUCUUGACAUUAGCAGGCAGUGAGUUCAUGUGCCGGUUCUUUUUGUCGCCUUCCUUCUCCUCUUCCUCUUCCCCUUCCCUUCCUGUUGCACUGAGAUCAAGUCCGGCACAAGGAGAGUGCGCACAGGGGCACUUGUUAUGGGGGUGAUGGAGGUAGGGCUGUGCCAGCCAUGGAGAGGUGGGGAGCAGGAAAGCUGGGGUACCCACAGAAAAAAACCCUUUCCCACCUCUUUGCCCCCAGAAAGGGCUGCAGCCCUCCAGGGUAUGGAGGUGGGGAUGGCUCAGUGACCUCCUGGGGAGGUGGAUGGUGAUGGCAAGGAGAGGAAAGGGGUUCAUAGCAUGGUGGCUGUGGGAACGGCUGAGCUAAGUGUCCCCCAGCGCUGUCCCCUUUCUCCUGCCCCCUUUCCAUCACCAUCUCCCCAUGGGGUUUGCAGGGGGCUCACUGCCCCUCCAGGCCCUGCAGGUGUACAGCAACGGCAUCAGAAAAUUUGGGGAUGAUGGCAGGGCUUUGAGGUACCCAGCUUUCAGGGGUGCAGGGUCAACACUGGGUCCUGCCAAGUGCUGGAUGCUCUUAUUUAUGGCUUCCAAACUCAAUGCACGGAGUGAUGGUUUCUCUCCCACCAUGUCCCCUCUGCUGAGCUUGCAGUGAUGCAGUGGGACUGAGCUCAUGCUCAGCAUCUUUGCCAUUGCAUCCCCAAGCCACGGCGCAAACCCAAGUUCUGGCUCUGAUGCCCAGUGAACACAAAGUGCAUUUUGGGGCAUGUCCACAUCCUCCAUCACUAUGUUUCCUGGCCAAGGAGCUGGGUGCAGCUUUCCUGGGGGAUUUUGGGUGCUCCUGGAAAGAGCACAUCACCAAAUUUUGCACCUGCCUUUGGUCCCUUUCUGUUGGCAUCUGCAAUGUACGUGACAGCUGGCACCCCAGAACCUCACCGGUAUGUGCCAUGGGGUGGAUACAGAGCUGCCCCUGAGCCAGGACGGGAAACAUCUCUCAACUUUCUGCCUUUGAAUGCUUGCAGCAGCGGGAGCAGUGGGCACGUAGGGGGCACAGGUGUGGUUUUUCUUUUGAUGAGGGUAAGAAGAAAUUUGCUAAUUAAAGGAAAAAAGAAAAAAAAAAACUGUUUUUGUCUUCCGCACGUCCUCUGGCCUUUAUUUCUCCCAUUGCUGCCCUGUAGAGCCCAGGAGGUGACUUUCAGCCCUCCGGACUGAUCCCCAGCACUAUCACCACGACAUUCAUGUGGCCCAAGUAAUGUCCCGUAUAUCCUAUGGGCUCACUGUCACUCACCCAUCAGCUGCAGAGUCACAGAUGUUUGGGCAAGGUGAGGUAGUCACCCAGCAUCUGUGGUUGGGGGCUGCCCAACUUGAGAUGCCUUCAGUGCCCUGUGUUGGGUGUCUCCAGAGCUUUGUGUGCCUUCUGAAAUGCAGACUAUCCAGAAACAGUUCGAAGGGCUCAUUUCUUGGGGUAAAUGUUGAGGAAGUUGCGCUGAGGAUGAGCUUGGAACCCUUUCCAAAGAGCUAGACCCACUGUACAGCAGGUAUGACCACAUCAGGGGAAAUUGAUGGUACCAAGCAAGGUGGACCUGUUAUACCAAGCUGUUACACCAAGCCCUGCAUAGUGGGGCUGCCCAAGAUCCCUUGAGUUUCCGCUGCCCCAUUUCACGCUGUUGAUUCCCAUGUUUCAUGGGGAAGGCAGUGAUGGCUGUAGGGUCUGCUCUGUGGGGAAAAGUGAUCAAUUGAGCUGAUCAAAAGGCCUGAUCCUGUAUUAAAGCAAUCUCUUGGGGUGGGCCAUCCUCCCCUUCCUUCCCUAUCAUGCCCUGCUGCUAAAAUAGGUGCUGUGGCUGCUGCUUCGUCCCCACGGGUUUUGGGAAGUGGCUUGGCAUUGUGACUGAGACAACCCCAAUUCCUCUUAGAGACCUAUGGAGGGUUUAGGAUGAAGUGAUGGGAACCACCAUAGAGGUAUUUCUGCCCUGACAAACAGAGAAAUGUUGUAUGUCUAAGCUUGUUUGGGGGUCACUAUGGGACGGGCUUUGCAGUGCUUCUUCACUUCAUGUAGCAUCAACCCAACCACCUUAAAAAUAGGGAACUCCUCGUGUAAGAGCAGUCCUUGACCUGGAAAAAUCCAUGUGGCCAAAUCUUGAGCACCUCUGGCUAGCAGAGCAGUGUCUUGAUGUCCUUCAGUUUUGUGAGUCACUGCAGAAGAAACCAUGCUGCUUUAAUUGCCCUAUUUCUUUUCCUUUUUUUUAUUUUUUAUUUUUUUAUUUUUUAUUUUUUUCUCUAGUGGAUGUUUCCUCCUGUCAUGGAACUUUCUGUCACCUCCCACGUGCUGCUCUGUGGACAGGUCACCUCAGCAGCUCAGGAGCUGCCAACCUUGCACAGAGGGUUUUAACUCUCUCUGAGGUUUCUCUGUGUUGGACUGCCAAAUAUUUGGAAUUUUUUUUAAUAGAGACUUGGGCUCCUUCCUCCGAAGUAGCAGUCCCUCAACAUUUCAGCCUAUGGUCAGUUACAGAAACACAACAGGGUGGGGAAAUGAAGAGUAUCCCAACUGGGUUAGAAAUCUCAAGCCAAUUCCUUGAUGUAAGUCUUGAGAUGGUAAUAGGGAAGGCUGGAGCUUAGUAGAUGCAGAGCACAUGAGCAUGUCCUGAGUGACCAAGGGCUUAUAGCUCGGCUGAUUGUGCAGUCUCUUCUUUAUUCUAAUUCCUGUUUCAUCUCAGAUGCCAGAACGUGUUGAAAGAAGAGAUGUAAAAAAUCUGCUACAUUUGCCUGUUUUGUCAUGGCUCCAGUUGUCUUCAUCAGGUCUUGCAGAAGUCAUAGAGAAUGAACACCUCCAUGGCUUUGGCUGUGAACAAACCACCUAAUCCUGCCCUUACCCUCAGAAGCAAAGGCACAAACUGGGUUUCAUCCCUCCUACCCCUAUCCAUCUCCUUCCCCUCUUCCAUGGAAACCCUCCAUCAUUCCAUCAGUAAGUCAUGGCUGAACAUCACAUGGGGGAUAAAUCUGAGCAGCAAUUUGUGAUCGUGUCCUCUUGUGGUGUUACAGGUGUGCCUCUCUGCAUUUUGGUUUUGCAUGCCCCUCGUGUUCUCCAUGUUUGCCGGUCUGAUGAUGGAAUGCACGGUGGGAGCAGUGGUUGAAAGGAGAACACCACGGCCAUCACAAAUCCUUUAUUUAAGAAAAGUCUGGUGGCAGACUUUGCAUUUGCAGAUAUUUAUUAUGGGUCUUGUAGUAAGGCUGACACUGUGGUGCUUGAGCUGAGAGCUUCAGAUGAGGAUGUUUAUGAGCAACAGAUUUUCCGAGGAUGCAAAGCGAUUGUCUACAACAGAACGAGUCAAUUUAUUUUAUGUUGUUUUUCUUGAGUUUGUUUCUUUUUGUUACUAGUCCCAGUGGGGAAGUGCACAGGGAGAUUCGUGACUUCCAUGCAGUUUCCAGGGUCUUAUAUCUCGUUUGCUUCCAUCAGGUUGGGUAGGCAGGGUUUGGUGGAUGGGUUUGGAUGGGAUGCUGUCUGGUGGGAGAGAAACACAGUCAAUUUCUUUGCAUGAUGGGGGUCAUGGGGGGGCUGCAGUCCCCCUCACAGACACUAUCAGACAUUGAUGGGAAGGCAGACGUUUCUCCCCACUCAGCUUCCCUUCAGACGAUGAUCUCCAGAUGAACUCUCAACUUCCCAGCUGUUUCUUUCUGUGCAACAAAGAGCUGCAUAUUUUCCUUUUUAACUCUGUGGGCAAUCAUAGUAGAAUGUAGAUUAAGCCCAGAUGACUUUUUUUUUUGGUCUGAGCCAUAGCUUAAGUUAUUAUACCCAUUGCUUUUUGUAUCAGACAGCAUCACUUUGAAUAUGCAGGUGAGGUAUAGGAUCGUGACACUUUAUAACCUUUUUAAAAAGAAACAUGUCUGUUUACUUAUGUCUCGUGUAAAAAGGAAAAAAAAAAUGUAUGCCUUUUAGUAAUCACUUUUUUCUUUUUUUUUUCUUUUUUUUUUUUUUUUUGAGUUUUAUGAAAUUACAGUGGUUUCACUCCAGCAGCGGCGAAAUAAAAAGUGUUCACUCUUUUGUA